Molecule: messenger RNA, 225 nt
Organism: Dracunculus medinensis (Guinea worm)
Lineage: Eukaryota; Metazoa; Nematoda; Chromadorea; Rhabditida; Dracunculidae
Source: the annotation of a GenBank genome assembly
AUGGAAAUUCCACGACCAGGUUCACGUAUUGAGAUUGUAGCUGCGAUGCGUCGAGUUCGAUAUGAAUUCAAGGCACGUGGUAUUAAGAAAAGACCUGUUGAUAUAACGGUUUCUGUUGAUGGUAUUAAAGUUGUAUUACAAAGGAAGAAGAAAAGUCAAAAAGAAGCAUCAUGGGAUGAGAGCAAACUUCUCGUUAUGUUUCAUCCAAUUCACAGGUUGCUCUAA